Aureobasidium pullulans EXF-150 is the source of this 1269-nucleotide messenger RNA. RefSeq lists its product as uncharacterized. The transcript is spliced from 3 exons. The record is from RefSeq and is a predicted model, not a curated record. Bases 1 to 1008 code for a protein of 335 amino acids. NCBI's taxonomy places the organism in Eukaryota, Fungi, Ascomycota, Dothideomycetes, Dothideales, Saccotheciaceae.
AUGUCCACCGAGUCUCUCAACGACACCAUGAACUUGGUUAGACAUCUGGCCAGCCAUCUCGCAGCUGAACCAAACCUUCCGAGCGUGAGAGAGCUUACUCGUGGUGAAGUCGACGCUUGGAUCAGAGCCUUGGAUGUCGAUAUCGAGCCUAGAGCAGUCGACUUCUUGAGUGUUCCUGUCUUGGAACUCUUGCUGCACAAACAAAAUCUCGGCAUUUGGGACAACCCUAGAUGUUUGGCGCGCGCUCCUAUCGCUAACUUUAACCCCGUUGCCGUAAACCCUUGGAACCCUGAUGCCACUUUUUACAUCGAUCACGUUGUUAAGAGUGGUGGUUCCCCAUUGGAUGCAUCUGUGGCGGCCGGUGUAGAAAUCAUUACCAUCGAGGAUGAUGCUUCCGAAGAUGACAGUGAUGAUGAGUCCAUGACAGACUUCAACCCUGGAGAAACUGCCAGAACCAGUAUCAGAGAUGCUGCCGAGGCAGAAGUUUCAGAGCAGAACAUCAAUGAUGAUGGCAACAGCGGGCCGGAGGACACCGAGGGAGAAAUCACCGUACGUGGAAGUGCUGAAAAGGCCUACCAUGCACUCAAGAAACCUGAGCGCAACCGUCGCCAGACCAACUCACGCCAGGAUGAAAUCGAUGAUGACGAGGGCGAUGAUGAAGACCUAGAUGGGGAAACCGCCAUCGACGAAGCUGAAGACCCGGCCGAAAUAUCCAUGCAGCAAGAGCCCGAACCUCAAGACCCUGAAAACGCCGACUCGUCAUCCACUGCCGAGGAAUCCGACGAUGACUAUCCCGACCGCGAGCUCUGGUGUCAUUGCAACAUGCCUCAAGACGAACGUUCCAUGGUCGAGUGCAACAACCACAAAGAUGUCGAUUGCAAGGGCAAGUGGUACCACAUUUCAUGUGCCGGCCUAUCAAGAGUCCCUCCCGAGAAAUCGGACUGGUAUUGUAGAGAUUGUCGCAAGAAGCGCAAUCGUGGCUUGUACACCAAUGGUAUCGUGGGUUGAGCAGCUGGGAGGAGUGAUUGCUCUGGCCUGAAAGGUCAAACACUACUUCUUGUGUAUGGCAAAGAGAUGGAUCUAUGAGUCUGGGCGGCCGUCAAGGUGGAAGAGAAUGAUCAGAAAGAGAAUGUAUGAAAGGCUCGACUGAUGCAUUAGACUUACCCAUCUGAGUCGCCCCUUGCUAUCCUAGAAGACGUCAGUUGUAGCAUACUCUUUUCAUCAUUCUAUCUGAACGCAGAUAGAUUGAUAAGCUUUCUUUCUCCUGUC